Pangasianodon hypophthalmus (striped catfish) is the source of this 2226-nucleotide messenger RNA. RefSeq names its product WW domain binding protein 1-like b (gene wbp1lb). Lineage: Eukaryota; Metazoa; Chordata; Actinopteri; Siluriformes; Pangasiidae. The transcript has 4 exons. The coding region runs from base 252 to 1214 and encodes 320 amino acids. The record is from RefSeq and is a predicted model, not a curated record.
GCGGAGGAAAUCACAUCUUUGUCCUAUCAGGAUGCGCACGUGGCGCUGGAUGUGCAGAUGUUGUGCAACAGCUGGAAGUUCCGCGCCGAGAGGCACGCUGUUCCUCCUGAGACAGAGCAGCUAUGAGCUGGGAGGAAGGAAGGCGGCGCAUGUGCUCGCUUUUCACGUCUCUGACACGCGCAAUGAACAAACCAUAACUCUGAUCUCGAUGUUUGCGCUUUUACGAAACGCAGCGUGUUGUUGACAGCUGGAUGUCGUGUGCAGAAAUGGGUUUGUUUUUUUACACAGCUGGAACUGUCAGUCCCACAGAGGCGACUCUCGACCAGCAGUCACUGCAAUGUGUUGGGGAGAAUAACCAGAGCUACAUUUGUGAGUCAGGGCACUGCUGUGAAGACCUGCAGUGCUGCAACUACUACUAUGAGUUAUGGUGGUUCUGGUUGAUGUGUGCUAUUAUCUUCAUCCUGACCUGUUGCUGUGUGUGUCGUCACCGCCGCGUCAAGCACAGACUGCAGCAGCAGCAGCGACAGCAUGAGAUCAACCUGAUUGCCUACAGAGAGGCUCGCAACUACACCUCACCUCCAUUCUACUUCAGGUUUCUACCAAGCAAUCUCCUCCCUGACUAUGAGGAUGUAACAAAUCAUCCUCUCACCCCACCACCUCCUUACUGUAACUUAAACACCGGACCGCCAGCUUGUACCAACAGUGACCAAGAGGAGGCACAAUGUCCAUCCACACAAGCCACUCCUAUGCCCACAGCAUCGGCAGCACUGUGCUCCAGUCCUGACAUAGUGGGGCUUGAGAACUCCAGGGAGAAUCAGCAAAGAGAUGAUGGGAAAGACAGGGAGACCAUACUGAAGCAGGACAUGGAUCACAAGGACCAGGAAAGGGAUGUGGAAGUGCCUGAAGAGGAGACAGAUGGGCUCAUGGGAAGACGGCGCCACUUUACAGGCGACUCUGGCAUUGAAGUGUGUUUGUGCAGCCAAGGAAUUGAGAGCGACAGACCCAAAGAGCUUGAGGAGCUGUUAAGCAAUGAAGGCCACAGCAGCCCAAUGGAGUUUUGCGAUGGCUGUGGAGCUAGAGAUGAUAAAGACAAUGAGCAGGGGACAGAGCUUGACGCAUCACCACGACUACCACUAUCACCACAGCUCCAUCCUUCCUGCCUAUAUUUGCAUACCAUUAAGGAGCCAGAGGGGCCACAGGAGUGUCAGAGCUGAGCGGGAUGAUAUCAAACAUAAAGGAAACAGAGACCCAACAGUACACACCAUUUUUUUGUGGAUGGUGUAUACAGUAUGUGUAAGCCUUUUGACAACCUGUUGGUUGAAUGAUUUUUUUUUUUGUAGAGACAGCUGGGCUGGAUGGGGGAAAGAAUCAUGGUGAAUCCAGAGCCUAUCCUAGAAACACUGGUUUCGAGGUGGGAAUACAUCCCGAAUAAGGAAUAUGUCCUUCACAAGGCGUCCAACACAAAACACACUCAUUCACACCUAGGGGUAAUCUGGAUUAGCCAAUCCACUUACUGGCAUGUUUUGGGAGGUUGAAAGGAAGCAGAGGUAUAAGCAGUGACUUGAGAUAAUGACAAGAUCCAAAGAUCACACAAGAUCAAUAGAAUUGUUCGGUUUAAUGAGCGUUAUUAUGUUUUGGUGAGUGCAAAGUUUGGUGUGUGGCCAUUCAUUGGGGCAAGGAUAAGUUCAAGUAGCUGUUUCUCCACACCACAAGUCUGAUUGGGCUGAAAUUUGGUGAAGCCUGGGAUACUUAAAAACAUGGCCAACAUCAGCCAGUUGGCUUUCAGCAGGCAUUUCACAGGGUUAGCAUUGAGCAAUCAUAAAACUUGAACAAUCAUUUAUGGCCACUUUUGUUUUAUGUAACUUGGCAAGAACUGACCUAUGGGAGUGAUAUUUGCAAAGGAUGCUCGGACCCCGCAGAUCACCCCUUGUAGUUAUAUUUACAUGUUGAUUUUUGUCAAGCUUUGUCAUUGGGGCCAGUUUUAGUAAUUCAAGCCUUGAAGUGCUUGUACAUGAAAGCAACUUUUACUUUAAACCCCCAUAGGUAAAUGAUAAAGUAUCUUAAUAUUGUUCUAGCUAGACUAGCCUCUGCUUUGCACAUUUUUCAAUCUCUCCUGCCAAAACAGAGAACUUGAGAUUGUGAUUGAUUUUUUUGCAUUAUCUUGCAUGAAUUAUAGCAAAGUGACCAAAAAAGUAAAUAAAAGUUAUGAAAGUUGAUUUUGAAAGA